AUGACCAUCAAAGAGUCCCACGACAUCAUUACCCAGCUACAAGAACUCGAGUUCCCAUACGCCUUCUCCAAGGCUCGAAAGCUAGCUCUUCUCAAGGCUGGAAGUAUUCCGUCAAUGUCCAGACUCUUUGCAGUAACAGGCCAGAACAACAAGCGGAACGCGGGAAAACGAUCAAUCGACACGGAAAUUCUUCUUAGAGAAGUUCAGUCCAAAGCAAGAGACUCAGAUCGAUACGCGAUGUCUGUGGCAAGGAUGAACUUUCUACAUGCUCGAUACCGCCGCGCAAACAAGAUCACUGACCCCGACCUACUUCACACCCUUGGCGACGGUCUUGUCGAGAUACUCAACGUGGUGGAUAGGGACGAAUGGCGCAAACUGACGAAAGUCGAAAUAUGUGCUUUAGGUAUCUUUCACAAGAACCUAGGAGAAGACAUGGGCAUUCCCUGCGACCUUCUUCCCUCAUUUAGAGACGGCUGGAAGGACGGGUUGCACUUUGCAACGGAGCUCAAAGACUGGACAGUUCGAUACGAAGAAGAAGUUUGUAAGCCGGUGGCGACAAAUGACCAAUACGUCAGAGUCUAUGUCGACUCGGCCUUGUCUUCGUUACCGGGCUUCCUACGGGCAGGUUUGAGGAAGUCACUCGGGGCGGAUCUGGACGACGUAGUCCGACUAAGUCUCAAUCUCGAAUCUCCUGGGCUCCUCCUGUCUACCUUUCUAUCCCUUGUGCGCAACCUGAGAAAGCUCGGUCUUCGACAUCUUGCUCUUCCACGCCCCGACUCAUCCGCAGUCAAGAUCGUCGACGAAGCCCCAAACCCCGAGACAAAGCUCUACAACUUUGGACGGAAAGGCUUGCAGCCUUGGUACAUGCGGCCUACGACGUGGUCGACCUGGGGUCCUGGUGCAUGGCUGGUCAAAGCGGUCGGUGGAAAGGUGCCGGGCGAGCGGGGAAACCGGUACUUCCCACAAGGAUAUGACUUGAUGACGAUUGGACCUGAACCCCAAAGGGAAAAGGGGAAGAAUGAGAUGAUGUCGGAUAUUGAAGUGAUCAAGGCCAGGGGUGUGGUGACUUGUCCGUUUUCAGAAGCGAAAGCGAAUACGUUCAUUACUCCAUCCAAUAUGUAA
Colletotrichum godetiae is the source of this 1122-nucleotide messenger RNA. RefSeq lists its product as uncharacterized. The coding region runs from base 1 to 1122 and encodes 373 amino acids. Gene Ontology annotation, molecular function: oxidoreductase activity. The record is from RefSeq and is a predicted model, not a curated record. The transcript has 4 exons. NCBI's taxonomy places the organism in Eukaryota, Fungi, Ascomycota, Sordariomycetes, Glomerellales, Glomerellaceae.